Messenger RNA from Entrophospora sp. SA101, 657 nucleotides. Lineage: Eukaryota; Fungi; Glomeromycota; Glomeromycetes; Entrophosporales; Entrophosporaceae. The record is from the annotation of a GenBank genome assembly.
AUGCACCUUCUUCCUGAAUGUCUAAAUGCUGCGAAAUACCCUGAAGACAUGAAAACUGAGUAUGAUCACUACAAGAAAGAACUGAAUGAAAUCAGUAAAAUCUACACUGAAGUAUCCGAGAUUGGACAGGAAGUACUAAAGUGGAAAACUGCUUUUAAGGCAAAUAGUAAUAAUGAUGAUGAUAAUGAAGAUAAUCCUUUUUGGGUACCAGGUGAAAAAUCAACCAUUUCCCAAGACCAACUUUCUUCUGAUAAUAAUCCUUUUUUGAUAUCAGGAUCCAAUGAUGAAUUUGAAAUAGUAGCAAAGUUAGGGAAUUUAGAUGAGAUGUCGGAUAGAACCCGAACCAGAAAAAGAUGUCAAAAUGAAGUCGCUAGUUUCGCUGGCAAUAAAAUUAAUAAUUUUAUAACUAAACUAGACAAUACGUCAAACGAAUUAAAAAAUACAAAUGAAACAUCGUUAAACCAUAUAUUUAAUCAGCAUGAAGAAUUAAUCAAUUCAAUUGACGGUAAUUUAAACCAAGUAAUGGAUCUUAUCAGGAAUAAUAACGAUGUUAAUAAUGAGAACAGCAAUGAUGAUAUCGUAAGCUUUAAAAAAUUUCUUUCAAAAUUUGAUUCAAAUAUCUCAUCUAGUAUCAAUGUUACAGAACUCAAUGGAUGA